Molecule: messenger RNA, 1503 nt
Organism: Cladophialophora carrionii CBS 160.54
Lineage: Eukaryota; Fungi; Ascomycota; Eurotiomycetes; Chaetothyriales; Herpotrichiellaceae
Exons: 1
Coding region: 1-1503 (500 amino acids)
Source: RefSeq, a predicted model, not a curated record
AUGAAGCCUUUUCUCAUUCUUGCAGCAUUCGCCAUCGUCGUUCUCGGCCUUGACAUUUCAGCAAGGGUCGACCUCAGCAACAGCACAGGCUCUCCAAAACAUCUGGCUUCUGGCUUCAUCUACGGAUUACCCGACGCACCCAGUCAAAUCCCCGAUCGCUUCUAUACUGACAUCGACUUCGGAUACGGUCGCGCGGGUGGUGCUCGACUGGACGCUCCCGCCCGUGGCUGGAUCUGGGGAAUUGAGGAACAUCGCGGUCGCCUGGCGUCGACGUUGUUGAACUACAAUACUUGUCGAAAAUACAACGCCAGUUUCAUCCUGCUCCUGCAUGAUAUCUGGGUUACGGAUCAUGCGAAUUCGAGUACGGUCUGGCCCGGCGACGGCGGUGACUUGUCAGACUACGACCGCUUUGUGACACAGUUGCUGGCCGAUAUGGACGCCAACAAUGCUCUGGACAGCGUUGUCUCGGACAUCUGGAACGAGCCGGAUCUGACUUUUUCUGGAAACGUCCGCAGGCCCAGUGGCUUGAGCUUUACGUGCGCACGCACAGACUCAUUCGGUAAGUCGCCCUUAACACCGAUUCCGCCAUUGGGACCCUUUUAUGCCUCAGACGUCGUCAAAAUCUGGAGCAAACGUCGGGCAGGCCAUAGGAUCAACCAUUGCUGGUAUAGAAAGACCCAGCUGAUUGGAUCACAAUCCCUCAGGGCGGACGCGUCCUAUCCCUCUAUUCUCAUAUCGGGACCGACGCUCACAAACCUGCCAAUGGCCAACAACACCUGGUGGACAUCCUGGCUUGAGGCUGUCUCGGGAAACAACACCGUUCCCGACCAAUACGUGUACCAUCUUGAGGGCGGUGUGCACGAACCGGGCAAUGACCUUGUCUACGCCAAUCAAUCUCUCGCAGCUCUGUUAGCCCAGUACGGGUUGCCGGAUCGCCCAAGCAAUAUCAACGAGUAUGCUACGUCCGCUGAACAGCGUCCGGCUGGCGCUGCUUGGUGGAUCUCGCGGCUCGAACGAUACAAUGCGAUCGGUCUGCGCAGAAAUUGGCUUGGCGACACCGAGUUGCAUGACUUGAUGGCGAACCUUCUUACCAAGUUCGACGAUCCCGCAAACUAUACUGCCACUGACUAUGCCCCAGCUGCGGAAUUUCAGGUUUACAAAUACUACGCAACCAACAUGACCGGCAAUCGCCUCGCAACUCAGGGCAGCUCGGAUGCAUUAUUCGAUGUGUACGCCACGGUGGAUUCAGGCGCAGGCACCACGCGGGUACUGGCUGGCUCGCGGGUGGCCUACCGCAGCUGGAACAUCACGAUCACGGGCCUUCCAGGGAGCCGAACAAGCCUGAAUGUACGCCAGAUGGCGUUUCCCGGAACAUCGCAGUGGAGCAUUAUGGAGGCACCCCUGGACCUUGGUGAUAUCGAGGUGUCGGUGUCUGACGGGCGGACGAAUCUGCCAGUGCACACCGACAAUACCACUGCUUGGGUAUUUGACUUCAGUGUCUAG